Molecule: messenger RNA, 1524 nt
Organism: Didymodactylos carnosus
Lineage: Eukaryota; Metazoa; Rotifera; Eurotatoria; Philodinida; Philodinidae
Source: the annotation of a GenBank genome assembly
AUGUCUAAUUUACGUGUAAACGUCGCAAUCGCGGAACGAGAUGCUGUAAAACUUAUACUCGAUUUUCUUCAAAAUCGAGAGUUAUAUAUUAGCAUGUUAGAUAUCGAACGCGAAACAGGCAUAAUUAAUGGUUCAUUUUCUGAAGAUAUAUUAUUCCUACGUCAAUUAAUUUUGGACGGCCAAUGGGAUGAUGUUGUAGACUUUGUUCAACCUCUGAAAACCAUCGACUCGUUCGACGCUAAACAAUUUAUUUAUAUUGUCUUAAAAUAUCAGUUUUUAGAGUUACUAUGUCUGAAAACUGAAGCACAAAUUGAAAAUGACUUAUCUGUAGAACAGAUAGUUAAAUUUUUGAAUGAUUUACAUCCAUUUUGUCCAUCUGAACAAGAAUAUAAGAAAUUAUCAUUUUUAUUAACUUUAAAACGUUUACAAGAUCAUCCGGAUUAUCGUAAUUGGAAUCCAAGUGGUGGAAGAGUACAAUGUUUUCAAGAAGUAUUUCCACUUGUUCAGCGAUUUUUACAAGUCGAUAAACAAACAACACCCGUUGCUCAAGGUGAUCGUCUAGUUCAAUUAUUAGUGAAAGGUUUAUUAUAUGAAUCAUGUGUUGAACAUUGUCAAGCUCGAGCAACAGCUACCGAUGAAACAAUUGAUUUAACAGAUCCUAAUACUUUGUUAUUAUUAACCCGUUUAUCUGAUACCGAUGUUAGUUUAUUGUCAUGGUUACAUGCAUUGCCCACGGAAACAUUUUCGUGUCCAUUUGAACAAAAAUCUCUCUCAUUACAUAUCGAAAAAUUUCAGAAACCCAUACUUGAGGCAGCAUGGGCUGAACAUGUAUUAAGUACACCAUUUAAACCGACAACAAUGUUUCCAUUUAAUGCUACACCAACGGGUAAACCACGUUCAACUGAAUUAAUGUCAAGAUCAUUGGCACCACAAUAUGAUGGACUUUCGUAUGGUCUUAUACGUUCACAAAUAUUUGGAGACUAUAAUAGAAAUUUUGUAAAUGAUAUGUCACGAUCAUUAGCUAUAGUUAAUUUGAAAGAUAAUAAUAAUUUAACAUAUAGUACAAUUGGAGGAUCGUCAUUACCAACAGUUGAGGAAGCAGUCUACGAAGAAUCAAUUUCAAAUAAUAAUCAAACAGGUCUUCAAUCAACACCUCCACGUACAAUAUCUCCAGCGGCCAAUGUUAUCUCACCAUCCGUGACACAGCGUUCACAAUCACCAAAACGCUCAACCACUGGACCGGAUUUUGCUUCACAUUCAAAUAAUAACAAUAUUGAACAACAACAACAGCAAUAUCAGCGUUCUCAACAGCGCAUCACAUCUCCGACAUCUCAUUCACCUGUUUUAACAUCUUCCACAAGUGCUGAUCAUUAUUCACAAAAUAAUCAGCCUUACCGACAACAACGAUCGCCAUAUACACAUACAAAUGGAACAAAUCGAGCUUCCACACCAAAUGAAAAUAAUAAACCAGUAGUACAAAAGACUUCCACUACAACAACGAAUACACAUACAAUAUCAAAGUAA